AUGUGCUGGGCAGACCUGCUUAUCCUUCUCCCUGCAGCUCCAUACCGACUGGCGGCUUUCCCCUUCGCGCUCUUUCACCACCUCUGUGCUUCGGGACACCUCUCUCUGACUGCCCGGUACAUAUUCCUCCUCGUCGGAGGAUGUCUCCUUGCUGGCACAGCCAUGGGCAGCUAUGCUGUGUUGCUCCUCAUCCCUGCCGCUGGCUCUGUGCUCAUCCUCCUGUCCGUUAGCCCGACUCAUGCCCACACCUGGGCUAAAAAAAUGCCCUGGCAGACACUCUGCCACCUGGGGCUGAGCAGCCAGGAGCUGGACCCACAUGAUACCACGCCAGCCGUCACCCUCUCUGCCAUCAUGCUGCUUACCCAGAAGGCUACAUCUCUGGCCCUGGACAUCCACAAAGGGCUGGUGCUGCUCCGGCUUGGGCAGGGUUUUUUGCAGAGUGCGCUGCCUCUCUGCAGCUACCUACUCUUUUUCCCAGCCCUCCUUGGUGGCCUUCAGCAGGUUUUGGCCCAGGCCGAGUCCCACAGUGCUCUCCCCGGGUUGCUGAGGGCUGCCGGCCAGCAGUGCCUGGGCACCCUGGCCCUGCAGGGGCUGUGGGCAGGGAGUGGCCAAGCCUCCGCCGGGGGCUGCCUCCCCCACAUUGGGGAGCGGGCCCUGCUCCUCAGGCUGGCCUACCAUUUGCACUGGGUGCUGGAUGAGGCCCUCCUGGAGGUGGCUGGCUUCGGCCGGAGGCGGGACCUUUCCAUCUGUGACCUGUGGACGCUGGAGACCACCCACCGCCUGGCCGUCUUCACGUGAACAGGGAACAAGAGUACAUCCCGCUGGCUGAGGAGACUUGUCUUUCAGCGCUGCCCGGCCCAACCCCUCCUAGCCACCUUUGUCUUCUCUGCCUGGUGGCAUGGCCUCCGGCCCGGGCAGGUCUUUGGUUUCCUGUGCUGGGCUGUCAUGGUGGAGGCUGACUACCGUAUCCAUCCCUUCCUGAGCGCCCGGGUCACCUCCCCAGGUGCGAAGCUCCUCUACCGUGGCAUGACCUGGGUCUUCACACAGCUCAUUGUUGCCUACAUCUUGGUGGCUGUGGAGACCGAGAGCUUCUCUAUGCUCUGCCUGCUCUGGACUUCCUGCAACAGCAUCAUUCCCCUCUCCUACAGCCUCACAUUGCUGCUGCUGCUUGCCAAGAAGCCGAAGCAGAACUGAGCCUGCCCUGAACUAGCUUGUGCGUUCUGUGGGGCACAUCCCUGCACACAUGAGCAAACAGGGUGA
This is a messenger RNA of Apaloderma vittatum (bar-tailed trogon), 1260 nucleotides long. RefSeq names its product membrane bound O-acyltransferase domain containing 4 (gene MBOAT4). Lineage: Eukaryota; Metazoa; Chordata; Aves; Trogoniformes; Trogonidae. Gene Ontology annotation, biological process: peptidyl-serine octanoylation; lipid modification. The record is from RefSeq and is a predicted model, not a curated record. Gene Ontology annotation, molecular function: serine O-acyltransferase activity. Gene Ontology annotation, cellular component: endoplasmic reticulum membrane.